Messenger RNA from Venturia canescens, 2105 nucleotides. RefSeq lists its product as uncharacterized. The record is from RefSeq and is a predicted model, not a curated record. The transcript is spliced from 2 exons. NCBI's taxonomy places the organism in Eukaryota, Metazoa, Arthropoda, Insecta, Hymenoptera, Ichneumonidae. The coding region runs from base 84 to 1070 and encodes 328 amino acids.
GUGAGGAGUAUUUUCGGGAAGUGAAGCAGCUUGUACUAAAAGGAAAAUCAGUCAUACGAAUCGACAAAUUUUUGGUAAUACAUAUGCGAUCGAUUUCAGAGACAACAAAAAUCCUUCACGCUUUGUAUCAGAACGAAGAUGACGUUUUGCAACCAUGUCUCAAGAAAAUGAAGCUCAAAAAACGAGAAUUGACGAAAGACGAUGCGAAAGUCAAGAAACACAAGGAGAUGGUUCCAAGCGAUGGUGAAGAGCUUGCUGACCAUGCCGAUGUCACACUGUAUGACGAUAAUAUCACGUGGUGUGAGUCAAGACCGUGUGAAGAUGAAAUAAUGGGAACUGAGAUCACGAAGAGCGAGAACAAAGUUACGGAGAGAAAGGUCACGAAAGACAAUGACAAAGUUCUCAAGAUAGGCGUCAUAAAUGACGAGGAUGAAAUUGGAGGUGUCAGAGAAUUUCCUUCUCCGUCAAUAUUUGCCCAGUCAUUCCAGACGAUAGGUACCCCGAGAUCCGAGGAAAUCUGUGAUAAUCCAGUCGACACAUGUAAUCCCAAAGACAGUGAGAAGUCAAAUGCGUAUCUUAAUGAGAAGGAAACAUGGAAAGUCAAGAGCCGGGACAAAAAGAAACAUGGUAAAUUUUUACGUCCAUGUCCUGACAUUCGGCACCGUCACAAACGACCAAAAUCUAUAAGCUCGAUUGUACCUUUAUUGAAAAAUGGAUUGCUUCUCGGACCCGUUAAGUUGAGGAAUAAAAACAUUAUGGUCCGUAAUACAUGCCCGUUUGAUUACAUUUCUCAAUCAAUGUUAGUCGCUUAUUGCGAUUGGGCUCGUUAUCAAGAGUACAUCUCAUCCACGAAAAACCGUUUUUUCGAUUUUAUAAAACUUUUUGAUAAGUCAGGUUGCACUCUAAAAGUUUACAAAGAAAGGGCUGAAUUGACGAGUCAGAUUAAGGAAAUUGAUCAUGGGGUUCUAGGUUGUAUGAUGAACGUGAACAACUUGAUGAAACAUCUGUCAAAGGACGAACCAUCGUACAUGGUCGAUUAUCAUUCAAGUUUUACAAGAUCAACUGCAUAAAAAGAGACAGUGUGCAGUUUGCCGAUUGGAUGAUGUGACAAAAACGAUCAAAAUCGGUAAUCAUAUAAUUGUCGACAUUGAGUGUCUCCAAUGGGCUCAGCUUGCCAAAAAUCUGGGACAUAUUGAGUGGCCAGGAACUUUCACGGUAGGUCAAGUCCCAGAACAAAUUAAAUUAGAAAAUAUGACUUACACUGUACAGUCUGUAAUAGAAUAUGUUGGCGAAAUGAAAUCAUCCACGCCUUGCGAAAUGAAAACCGAAGCAUCGAUAAGCCAUUACAUCGCUCAUGUGCGUCGAAUAACAGGUCGGUGGGAAGUCCACAAUAACAUUCACAUCGGUGGAAAGUCAGUAAUCACGACGGCACGAAUGUUGUUCGAAAAAAAGGUUGUCAGUCCUGACCUAUGUUAGAACAGAUUAAAUAAAGAGUUUGCUUUGGAAAAAAACGUAGUUUUGGCUUCUUGAAUUGCAAAAGAUCUUUUUUAUUUUUAUUAUUCUUUUUUUCGUUUUACACAGAUUUUUUUUCGUUUUAUGUAUGAAACUUUUAGCUUAUUUCAAACGGGGAGACUGUUUAUGUAAGGCUUCUUAAACUGCGAAGAAACGUUUCUUUUUUUAUUAUUAUUCAUUAUGUUUUUGAAUUUUUUAAUUUAUAAUUUGGGAGUUACACAUUCAUUGGAUCAGAAAAAAAUUUUAUGUUGAUGAUACAAUUCUUUUUUGUUUGUUUUAUAUAUAAAACUGUUUCAGCUUAUUCCGAAAGGGAGGAUCGUUGAGGUAAGGUUUCUGAAACUGCAAAAGAUCGUUUUUGUUUUCAUUAUGUUUCAUUUUGUUUUUAAGAUUUUUUUUCCAUACAAAAAAGAAGCAAAUUAUUUUAUGGCGAACGCGAUUUUCAGAAAUCCAACGAUCCAACGACGCAAUUGAUAAUGAACAAUGGAAAAAAAGCAACAUCCUUUCUGAGAAAAUAUCGACGGAAGAUGAAAGGAAAAAUUUUCCUAAAAAAAAUGAGAAAAAAGUUGAAAAAAAACAAAAAAUAAGAAAUCAGA